Mercenaria mercenaria is the source of this 2282-nucleotide messenger RNA. Its product is annotated as demethylmenaquinone methyltransferase-like. The transcript has 4 exons. Lineage: Eukaryota; Metazoa; Mollusca; Bivalvia; Venerida; Veneridae. Gene Ontology annotation, molecular function: S-adenosylmethionine-dependent methyltransferase activity. Bases 67 to 924 code for a protein of 285 amino acids. The record is from RefSeq and is a predicted model, not a curated record.
ACAACUUUUUGUCACUUGUAUGUACAUGCGUGUCCCUGCAUUACGGAUGUAGUAGGAACAGUCGGCAUGAGUAAAUACGAGGAUUACAAUAGUGCGUCGCGUAACUAUGACAACCAGAGGUUUGCUUUGGGUUCUGACGUCAUGGCAGCGAUGAUACAGUUUCACUGUGGGAAACCUUUGAAAGACUUGCACGUCCUAGAUGCAGGUUGCGGGACCGGAAACUAUGCAAAGGCUCUAAUUGAUUAUGGUGUAGGUCACGUGACUUUGUUAGAUGCCUCACCUGGCAUGUUGGAGAAGGCCAAGGACAAACUUGCUGAUGCAAUCGAAUCAGGAAAGAUUAAAGCAGUUGUGGAGUCUGCAAUGCCACAGAUUCCAUUUCCAGACGCAAGCUUCGAUGCUGUUAUGUUUAAUAUGGUGCUUCAUCAUUUAGAAGGGAACCCUAAUGGCGAGAAUUUCCCAACAAUAGAGAAGGCUCUCGCAGAAGCAAGACGAGUUUUGAAACCUGACGGGGUCCUUGCAAUCACUUCCGGUGAACCACCGCGUGAGUAUUACAAAAUAUGGUUUGUACAUCUGAAUCAAGACAUCGUGAAACGCCAUGUGAAACAUUACCUACAUGACAGGAAGUGGCACGAGAUAUUCCGGAAGUGCGGUUUUAACUGCGUAGACUACAUACAUAUAAAUGUAGAUAUUCCGGAGCAUACCUACAAAACACUGCUUGAUCCGGAAGGACCUCUGAAGAAAGAAUGGCGAGAUUGUAAUUCCUACUGGGCAUCUGCUAAUGAGGAAGAUUUGAAAGUAGUCGAGGAGAAAAUAAAUGAAAUGAAAAGUGCCGGAACGCUAGAAAACUUCAUUGAAACAAAAAACACUUGUCAAGGAUUCUUUGUUGUUCCAAUGCUAAUCGGCAAACCGCAAUUAGCGGAAUAGAAGCAUAAAUAAAAGUUUAUAUCAGGAAGAAUGAACACAUUUGUGGGUUUUGAAAAGACUUAACAAACAUGAAUAUGUUUGGUAUUAAACAAGUUGUGUAGCAUCAUUUUCCCAGUCUCACAUAAACAUUAAUAAUCUACUCAGAAAUUCAGUAACUUUAUUGUAAUAUACGCUAGUGUUUAGAUAUAUGCCUCAUUUUUCUUAAUUGAUUGUGGAAAAACCGGGACAACUUUUAUGUAGUACAACGUGGAUGAUGCCUCUCAUUUUUAGGUUUAUUUUGAUAUAUUUUGACAGAUCUGUACCUGGUAAGGAUUUUUGUGGACUAAGAAAUUUAUUUUUUAGAAUUACUUUCCUUUGUUGUUCCUAUAAAUAUAUUUUUUUUAUUAUUGGCCAUACAGAAAAACCAACACCAUUUUGUUUUGGUACAACAUGGAUGAUACGUCAAAUUUAAGGUGUAUUUUGACCUAUCUCUGCUUGUGUGUGUGUGUGUGGAUGAUAGUUUCUGUUAAAUAACUUUAGUUUGCGUCAAGAUAUUGAAAUGAAACUUGUUUGAAUUGGUCAAGAACAUCCAACGGGAAAAUGAUCACUCAACAAAUAAAUUGUCUUCUGUUGUCUUCUAUUGUACUAUAUAGUAUAUAAAACUAUGUAUAUUGUCUAUAGAAAUUAUGAACAAGAAUCAUUUAAGAAAAAAUGUCCUUCACUUUUUUUGCAGUCAAAUCAAUUUUAACUGAAUGUGGUUUAAACAACAUAUGGGACCAGCAAACUGUAAUUAAUAGUGAAUGGCUUAAAAUGGCAGUUAGACAUAAACUUAAAGAUUUAUUCAUAACUGGUUGGCACUCCCUUAUUUGAAAUUCCAGCAAUAGCACCUUUCAUAGAAAAUUUAAAACUUCUUUUGGCUUAGAAAAGUACUUAAGCAACACCCCGAAGUCAUUAUUGCGAUUUAUGAUAAAAUUCCGCACGCGAAAUCAUAGAUUACCUGUUGGACAAGGAUACCAAUAAACCUUGGGAAAUGUAACACGUGUGAAAAUAAGUUAGGGGACGAGUAUCAUUAUCAGUUUGAAUGUAACCUUUUUGUACAAUUCAUUCAACCAUACUACUUAAAACAUCCAAAUGUAUAUAAAUUAGAGCAACUUUUGAAUACCAUUUACAGGAAUUUGUGCAAGUUCGUUAAAGUAUUAUUGUUACAAUUCAGAUAGGUUAUAUUCUAUAAUUAGCCGGAGUUACACAUACAUAUACACAUAUAUUGGUUUUGUUAACUAGAAAUAAAAAUUUUGCAUUUCGUCGUGUUAGCUUUGUUAAAACUUUGUUGAUAAAUUACUUAGCAUGAGCCUCAAACAUGUUGUUAAUAUAUGACCUCA